Olea europaea var. sylvestris is the source of this 1555-nucleotide messenger RNA. Its product is annotated as UDP-galactose/UDP-glucose transporter 2-like. The coding region runs from base 270 to 1328 and encodes 352 amino acids. The transcript has 7 exons. Gene Ontology annotation, cellular component: endoplasmic reticulum membrane; Golgi membrane. NCBI's taxonomy places the organism in Eukaryota, Viridiplantae, Streptophyta, Magnoliopsida, Lamiales, Oleaceae. Gene Ontology annotation, biological process: transmembrane transport. The record is from RefSeq and is a predicted model, not a curated record. Gene Ontology annotation, molecular function: transmembrane transporter activity.
UCGUCACUGACUUUUAAGAAUUCAGAUUUUCCACAGAAACACGCACACACACGUUUUCAUCCAUCCAUCAGAUACAGAGAAAGAAGUAGAGAGAUUGUAAUUGGGAAGUUUAUUAAGUUAGUAGUUCUGAUACCUUUCUUGUGCAUUCGAAAUUAUUCUUUCCCUCCCUUCCAUUAUAUUUGCUUCUAUAAAAAAAAUCCAUAAAGCAAGGACAUGCAAUUUCGUUUUGUAUAAAGUUUUCGGUUUUGAUUCAACUGGGUUCUUCAGAAAUGAAGAAGGAAGAUCAAGCAAGGUCUCUGUUUGGGAUUUCUUUGACUGAGAGACCAAUUUGGCAACAGUUUCUCAUAUGUUCUUCCGGGUUCUUCUUUGGUUAUCUCAUCAAUGGCAUUUGUGAGGAAUAUGUAUAUAAUAGGCUCCAAUUCAGUUAUGGCUGGUAUUUUACCUUUGUCCAAGGCUUUGUGUAUUUGGUACUGAUAUACUUACAGGGGUUCACCAUCAAGCAAAAGGUGAAUCCAUGGAAAACAUAUGUCAAGCUCUCUGCUGUCCUUAUGGGUUCUCAUGGAUUAACAAAGGGUUCCUUGGCUUAUCUUAACUAUCCGGCACAGAUCAUGUUCAAGUCAACAAAGGUUCUACCUGUAAUGAUAAUGGGCGCGUUUAUCCCUGGCUUAAGAAGAAAAUACCCGGUUCACGAAUACAUAUCUGCUGUGCUUCUAGUUGUUGGGCUGAUUCUUUUCACCUUAGCAGAUGCUAACACUUCUCCGAACUUUAGUGUCAUUGGUGUCUUGAUGAUUUUGGGCGCUCUAGUCAUGGAUUCGUUUCUCGGUAACUUGCAGGAAGCGAUUUUCACCAUGAAUCCCGAUACCACUCAGAUGGAGAUGCUAUUUUGCUCGACAUUAAUCGGGUUGCCUUUCCUGUUACCACCAAUGAUUUUGACCGGAGAGUUGUUUAAAGCUUGGAAUUCUUGUGCUGAGCAUCCUUAUGUCUACGGGGUGCUUGUCUUUGAAGCAAUGGCUACAUUUAUUGGUCAAGUCUCUGUUUUAUCACUCAUUGCCAUUUUUGGGGCUGCCACCACUGCUAUGAUAACAACAGCACGAAAGGCUGUGACUUUGUUGUUGUCGUACUUAAUUUUUACGAAGCCUCUUACUGAACAACAUGGUUCGGGGUUGUUACUCAUAGCAAUGGGAAUUAUACUGAAGAUCGUCCCUGAUACUAAACCUCCUAACCAGGCUGUCGGGUCCAGUACUCAGGGAAGAAAUCAUCCGAAAAAGGUGAAGACACCUGAAAAUGGAGCCGAUGAAGAAGAUGAAGAGAAGAGGCCAUUAGUCUGAAUUCACAAACAAGUUAGUUAGCCAAAUGUUGAUUUGUGAUUUUCCUUUCUUUUUGCUACAGUUUUAGGCAUAAUCAUGUGAGGAAUUAAACAAAAAUUAGCCUAUCAUUGACUGGAUUGACACUGAUUAAAAGAUUUUUCACAUUGUAUGGAUCUUUUUGGCAAAUUCAUGUGUAUUGCUUAUUUGUUUAUAAGAAAUUUGUAUAUUCUUAUUCAAAAACAAAAAUA